Molecule: messenger RNA, 459 nt
Organism: Caenorhabditis briggsae
Lineage: Eukaryota; Metazoa; Nematoda; Chromadorea; Rhabditida; Rhabditidae
Exons: 4
Coding region: 1-459 (152 amino acids)
Cellular component (GO): intracellular membrane-bounded organelle
Molecular function (GO): 2 iron, 2 sulfur cluster binding
Source: RefSeq, a predicted model, not a curated record
AUGCGGUUAUCACAAGCGACUAAAAUCUGCGCAUCAAUUGUCAAAAACAGCCAAAAAACGGGGUUCGGUCCAAACAGACUUCAUAGAAAGGGAACCCAUUUUGUCGGUACAGAGCCACCAGCAUUGAAAUAUCAUUUGCUCCAAGACAAAAAGCCAAAUGAAGAGUAUGGACUUCAAGGUACCAAUCAUGAGCUCCCAGGCACAGGAAAAGUACAUAUGAAGAAAGACAAAGUGUAUGCAUGGUGCAGUUGUGGUUACAGUGGUUCUCAACCUCUUUGCGACGGAUCACACAACUCGAUUCGAACUCCAGAUCUAAAAUUGAAGCCAGUUCGCUUCAUCCCAGAUAAAGAUAUGACUGUGUGGUUGUGCAAUUGCAAACAAACGAAAAAUCGACCGUUUUGCGACGGAUCACACAAGUUGGUAGCCGAUGAGGAUAAGAAGGCCGGACUGUUUGAUUGA